AUGCCCCCGACCUCGUCCGCACUCGCCAUGCCGAUCCCCCUGUCGACGGUAUCCUUCACGCCGCCGCCGCACCUGUCUCUCGCCGCGAUUCUCGCCCUCGGAUCCAUCGUGUUGGGCCGUACUGUUCUCCUCCUCUGGUCCCGCCUCGGAGGCGGGACAUUCGACGCGACGCUCGUCGAGCUCUUCGCUCGCGAGAAGCUCGACAAGCUUGCUCAGCCCGUUCCGUACAGCGUCAAGGACCUCGAGGCAGAGGCUCUGCAAGCCGAGGCCAUGCAGAAGCUCUCCAAGGCUGAGAAGCUCGAGAAGCCGGCUGUUCCCCCACGACCAUCCCCGAAAGCCAAGCCGGAGCGAACCCAGGUCCCCGCCGAUGUGUAUCUGACAGACGACGAGAUCAUGUCCAUCCUCUACACGUCCGCGACGUUCCGCGAGUCGACAAGCGUCCUCGGUUACGCCCCGGAUCCCCUUCUCCCGCCGCUGAUUGAGGUGGACGAGGAGUAA
Molecule: messenger RNA, 498 nt
Organism: Trichosporon asahii var. asahii CBS 2479
Lineage: Eukaryota; Fungi; Basidiomycota; Tremellomycetes; Trichosporonales; Trichosporonaceae
Exons: 1
Coding region: 1-498 (165 amino acids)
Source: RefSeq, a predicted model, not a curated record